GCAAGGCGUCUCCUUCCGCAAAGACUCGGCUCGUUGACUGCGACGACUGCAACUGUAAGCCGACUGCGCACGUUCUCGCUUCCAAUUCAUCGCGACGCUCAUCGUGAUUCCCAGCCGGCUACCGCUCGCACAAUGCAUAUCCAAUCGAUUCCCAUGUGGACGGGGAGGAGCGACAACUACGCCUACCUCGUCGUCGAUGACAAAUCCAAGGAAGCUGUCAUUGUGGACCCGGCCCACCCGGCUGAGGUCGCUCCCGUGCUAAAGAAGGCCAUCAAGGACGGGUCGAUCAAGCUCAAGGCCAUCAUUAACACCCACCACCAUUGGGACCAUGCGGGCGGAAACGCGGGGCUCCUCUCUGAGCUCGGCCAACCGCUCGAGGUGAUUGGCGGCAAGGACUGCCAGAAGGUGACCAAGACGCCAAAGCACGGCGAGACCUUCAACCUCGGCAGCAUCGCGGUCAAGGCGCUGCACACACCGUGCCACACCCAGGACAGCAUCUGCUUCUUCAUGCAGGAUGGCGACGACAAGGCCGUGUUCACGGGGGAUACCCUGUUCCACGGGGGCUGCGGCAAGUUCUUCGAGGGCACGGGCGAGGAGAUGCAUAAAGCCUUGAAUGUGACACUGGGCUCUCUCCCCGACGACACCCGGGUCUUUCCGGGCCACGAGUACACCAAGUCCAACGCCAAGUUCGCGCUGUCGGUCCUGCCCAGCCCCGCAGUCAAGGCGCUGGAGGCGUUCGCCAAGGACAACGCGGAGACGCAGGGCAAGUUUACGAUCGGCGACGAGAAGCAGCACAAUGUGUUCAUGAGGCCGCAGGACCCGGAAAUCCAGAAGGCCACCGGCGAAACCGACCCGGUGGCCAUCAUGACCAAGCUGCGCGAGAUGAAGAACAACUUUAAGUGAGUCGGAUUAGGGGCGGGCCGAACGACGCGGGAAGGAGAUUGACCCAGAUGUCAUGCUCAGGGAGGUGGCUCCUCCCGAGAAAGCCAAAUGGUAGCGACGGAAGACCUGUCGUCGGUAGGACGUUACGCUGGAAAUCAAAUCAGGCACGUACAGGCAGGCAGGUAGCCAGCUGGAAACUUAAAUUAGCUUACACAGUGGAUGUCUCCACGAGCCUAUGCCAUCGAGAUCCGACAG
Thermothielavioides terrestris NRRL 8126 is the source of this 1137-nucleotide messenger RNA. RefSeq lists its product as uncharacterized. The transcript has 8 exons. The coding region runs from base 133 to 903 and encodes 256 amino acids. Gene Ontology annotation, molecular function: hydroxyacylglutathione hydrolase activity. The record is from RefSeq and is a predicted model, not a curated record. Lineage: Eukaryota; Fungi; Ascomycota; Sordariomycetes; Sordariales; Chaetomiaceae.